CGUACCAACACCGUGUGAAACAAGAACUGGGUUUGCCUUGCGGACUUAAUUAGGGAUAAUGUGACAGGUUGAGGUAGGCUAACUUAAGAAUUUUAUGGAAAAAUAGAAUAUCAGAUCGACAAACUGUCCUGAAAAAAAAUAUUUAAAUGUUUGCGCUCACUGCUAUUAGACGCUCAGGAUAAGAGCGUCUGCUAAAUGACUCAAAUGGAAACAUUUGAAAUGUUAUUGAGCAGACCUUGGCUUGCAGCAUAAUAAGCUGUCCCUCAAAACACUUGCCUUUACUUCAAACGGAGUCGCCUCAUUUACAAGCAGUUUAUGCACUUGCACUGACGUCAAUGGAACGAUGUUGGAUGUAUAUAUAACCCUUAAGAACGAGGCGUUAUUCUCCAAUCGACAUUUAGCGGGACUUUUCGGACCGGGGUCUCAAUUGCCACUUUUCUAGCCGGUGUGCAACUUUUUCAGCAUUAAGGAGACAAAGUACCGGGUACCGUUUUGUCCGCCUGUCCAGCACUAUGAAGCCUGUUCCCCUGAUCCUGCUCCUUGCCACUGUUCUCCUCAGCUCUCACAUCCCCCCCAGUGUCUGUCGACCACGGGACCUGGCAAUGUUCGACGGCCACGGCUACAAGAGUCAGCUGGACGAGGUGUUGCUGAAGGCUGGUGAUAACGCCAUUUCCUACCUUAUAGGAGAAAAGAUACUGAGGUAUUUGCAAAGAAAUCCCCGGUUGCAGGCAGUUCUCCCGCCACAGUUUCCCUUUGAGGUGACGCCCCUGGGCUCGAGGGGUCUUGGUCACCUGGCGCGCAGUUUGCCGCUCUUGGAGGAGCAGCGCGCGCCUGAGGAGGGCAACAGCCUGGAAGAGUUCGUGGAGCUGACCAAGAGAAACGACGACCCCCCGAUCUCCAUCGACCUCACUUUCCACCUUCUGAGAAAUAUGAUUGAAAUGGCGAGGAUCGAGAGCCAGAAGGAGCAAGCGGAGUUAAACCGCAAGUAUCUGGAUGAAGUUGGAAAGUGAUACAGCAAGUGUCUUCAACAAGUGAGAAAAAAUCCAGAUAAAACAUCUCACAGAAAACAGCAAAGCCCCUGGCACUCUCAGACCCACGAAAUAGUUUAGAUUUUGAUUUAACCGUUGGUUUCUCUGCCAUUCUUCAUCAUAAGAUGCAUAAAAAUAACUUCCCCACCUGUCCAAAAAGCCUUUCAAAAAUCAACGGGCAAUAAAUGAUUGACUGCCAAGAAGACCCCAUCUACAAUGGAAUCAUAGUGAGGCGCCUUGACAACUAUUCCCUAACAUAUGGCAUAGUGCGAAUACUCCGGAUCUCACACCUCUAUAGUGUAUUCUCACCUUUGGAUGUCCGGAGCAUUGUAGUUGGCCUACAACAAUAAUAUUGCCAGACACAAAUUGAGUUACAAGUUGCCCUCAUGUGGAAUAAGUGCAACAUGUUUUGUUAGUCGUAGUCUAAAUGGUUGGUACUAGGUAAAUAACAAAGGCAGGUAGGCUAGUCAUUGUUUCCGGCAUUACAUGCGAUAGGCCUUUUAUAACACAUUGGAGAAAAAUAAUGUUGUGCAAAUUGAUAUUGGCUACCCAUAUGUGAUCUUUCAAUGGUUAGUUGUGUGACUCAUUUUGUUGCUCACUUUAAGGGACAAGGCUCAGUCAAUAUAGAUACGUUGUGUCCUUUUCCUGAGAUGUAUUUUUGUUCAACAACUGAAAAAGAUUGAACUAGGGCCUUAUCCCCGGCAUAGAUUAAAACAAAUCAGGUAAAGCACUCGUGUAAUAUUGUCAUUUCAUUACUGUUUUGCUGUAUGCCAAUUGUUUAAUUUAUAGUGAUUAUCCAUUUGCCCUUGGUUUGUUAGCUCACUUGGCAGGCAGCCAUCCAGCCAGCAGAAGAAGCCUUUUCACAUUGUUUCAGGUAUGGGGUCUGGCAUUGCCCGUAGGUUUCUGUGAUACAACUAAUCUCCAAUCUAAUCUGAAACCAAGUGAACAUAUCCUACACUUAACGCCACUUCCACUCUCCUUAUUAUCUUUCCAUCCAAGCAAGUACACUAUCCUCUGUACUGUACCUAGCAUGCUUACCUUAAACUAAGAAAAACAUUUAAUGGUUCAUUUUAUGUUGACUGUUUUGUCAAAGCCCCAAUCAUGGACAUAUCAUAUGAUCACAUGGUUUAUCAGUAAAGAAUAGCUUUUUUGUCAUUUAUAUUUUUUAAUUAAAAGAAGUUCUGAAAAUAUGUCAGGGCACCGUUUUGUCAUAGUUUCGUACAGUAGUGAAUGUAAUAAAGGAAACUAUUCUGCUGACUUGUCUACCAAAAUAAUUUAUUCCUACAUCUGUAAACAGAUGCUGCUGAAUAUCUUAUUGCCUAUUGAAAUAUAAAUAAACUCCUUGCAGAUUUACUUAAACUCUGGCUAAACACUCAUUGCAAAACCCCUAUGGCCAAAUAUCUAACCUCCAUGGCCAAACAAUCAUUGCAGUUAUUGCCUUUAACUCUCAUUAAAUGUAACUUUACAGCAGUUGCCCGUCUUCUUUUUAAAUGAAUAACAUGUGGAAGCUUAGAGAAUGGUGUAAUGGUUGGUGAGAGUUUCUGUGAAUUUGUGAGAACUCAUCAAAAAUGCCCCCCAAGCCUGGUGUUUCUAUGACUCAGACUGUCAGUAUGGUGGUGGACCUACUGCCCUGUUCCUCACUGUGUUAACACCAUAGCGAAUCAUUCAAUGAUUAAUUCUGUGGUUAACACCACCUCCAAUUCCACUGGAGAUCAAAGCAGCAGCUGUAGCUCAAGGUCAGGGUUGGUAACACAAACAUUUGCUAAAAAAGAAGAGAGGGGAUAUCAUAAUGAGAUUUUCUUUUUGUAUACAAUUUUGUAAGCUGAAGCUAAAAUGUGCAUAUGCUAUACAGUCAGAUCAUUUAGUUUUGUCUUACACUUUCAUGAGUAGUCUUUCAGCUGCUUCGGUCUCUACAAUAUUAGUCAUACUUGUGGAACUCGUCAAAGUUAAGGUUGUUGUAAGAUGAAGAGGAAGUCAAAAUGUCCUGUUUCACACAUGUACAAGUGUGUAACCUGUACAAGUGUGUGGUGUGUGAAUUAUAUAUUUUUGUUGUUGUUGCAUAUCCCACUCCCCCUGAGAGAGUGGGGUCACGGCCAGAGAUCAGCCAUUAUUGACGGCGACCCUGGCGCAAUUAGGGUUGUGUCUUGCUCAAUGGCAGAUAGACAGAUUUCACCUAGUCGAUUCAGACAUUCGAACAUGCAGCCUUUCGGUUAAAGCACUAGUAGGAGUGUGAGGUGAGAUAAAAACACGACACAACAAUGUAUUCUUCCUACUUCACAACAUGCGCAUUUCAAACCAACAGUGGUAUACAUUUAAUUUGAUUAUUCUUAGUUUAUCAUAUUUAUACACAGGUUUUUGUACAUACAGUAUAUCUGGUGGGUGGCAAGGGAGACCUUCAACUGUGUGAUGUUUGAGCUUUAUGCUCUGUUCCGAAAUGUUACAUUUGCCCGUGUAGUCUUCAGCUAUGUCUGCUACAGAUCUCGGAGGCCAAAAAUCAUAAUAUGAGCAAGACAAUGGUUUCCCCUUAGAUUCCAUGAGAAACCCCACUUUAAACCUAUCCACGAUUGUGCACCCCAACACGUCAGACAUGCUUUUAAAUGAUGUACCCAGUGGGUCCCUCAGGUCCUCUGGCACUGGUGUUUUAACUAUUCUAGGACCAAUAGGCAUGGAGAGACAGCCUUUAGAUAUUAUGACCCCUGCCUUUGGAAUAGCCUGCCAGAAAACCUGAGGAGGGCCGAAACUGUGGGCAUAUUUAAAAGAGAUCUUAAAACAUCUUUUUAGCUUUGUAUUUCCUUAGGGUGCUUUCUAGUAGUUCAGUUUGUCAUACUUUAGUUUUUAUAUUAUGUUUGUUGUGUAGUAAAUAUUUCAGCUUGUAUUUUCAUUGUUUUUUUAUUCGUUUUUUUUCCUGUAAAGCAUAUUGCGUUGUAUUCAAUGUCUGAAAUGUGCUGUAUAAAUAAAGCUUGAUUUGAUUU
Oncorhynchus gorbuscha (pink salmon) is the source of this 4000-nucleotide messenger RNA. RefSeq names its product UI. Gene Ontology annotation, cellular component: extracellular region. Bases 513 to 1010 code for a protein of 165 amino acids. The transcript has 2 exons. Gene Ontology annotation, molecular function: hormone activity. The record is from RefSeq and is a predicted model, not a curated record. Lineage: Eukaryota; Metazoa; Chordata; Actinopteri; Salmoniformes; Salmonidae.